GAAGAAUAUAGUAAAUGGAAAAGUUGAAAAUGGAAUACGUGUUUUCCAAAUCCGAAGGCAAACCGCAGAACCAUUCCGCCUAUUUCCCCUCAUUUUUCCCUUUUUGAUUUCUUCUUUAUUUUUUGGCUCACCUGAAAAUGAUGGAGCAGCCCACCCCCAUCACUAAGACAGAAAACGAUGAUGAAAUGAAAUCAGUUCCAUUGGAGCCCGAUGCUAAAGAUCCGAACCCGUUGGCUGGAACCGGCCCCGACCCGAAGCCCGAUGGCGGUGCCGCAUUAAAGCCAGCGGAUAAAGCCGAUAUAAAUGGCCGCGGCAGCAGCUUUGAUGGGGAUUCCAAGGGGAAGAAUAGCGCUGCGGAGGAGAGUGGUACUGACCCGGCGGCGGAGGGUUUGAAAACGAAGAAAUCAGUGCGGUGGAGCCAGGAGCUGGUGAUGGAAAAACCGAUCCCGAGGGAUUCCGAUAGCGGAUCCGGCAAUCCGUACGUCAAUUACUCGCCAGCGCCCGCCGCUAAUUCCUCCUCGUUCAAUUUCAAAGAAACUAUGGGCAGUGUGAAGGAUGUGUUGGGGAAAUGGGGGAAGAAGGUUGGAGAAGCAACAAAAAAGGCCGAGGAUCUUGCCGGGAACACUUGGCAGCACUGCUGUUGGGUGAUUGCUUAUCCUUCUGUUCCUUUUCAGUUUUGGGAUAAGCACGAAUAUAUUCUUCUCGCAAAAAUGUUGAAAACAAGCCCUAGUCUGGCGGAUGCUGCCCUAGGAAGAAUUGCUCAAGGAACAAAGGUUCUAGCUGAAGGCGGUUACGAAAAAAUAUUUCGGCAGACGUUUGAGACGGUUCCUGAGGAGGAGCUGAUGAAUUCAUUUGCGUGCUACUUGUCAACAUCAGCUGGCCCUGUCAUGGGUGUUUUGUACGUCUCCACUGCAAAGCUUGCAUUUUGUAGUGAUAACCCGCUUUCUUACCAAGAUGCAGAUAAGACUGAGUGGAGCUAUUAUAAGGUUGUUAUCCCAUUGCAUCAAUUAAAAGCGGUGAAUCCUUCAACAAGUAGGACCAAUCAAUCUGAAAAAUACAUCCAGAUUAUAUCUGUCGAUAAUCAUGAAUUUUGGUACAUGGGCUUCUUAAAUUACAGCGGGGCUGUAGAAUGCUUGCAGCAGGCCUUACAAGCUCGUGAGAAUCAUGCUGUGUAAAUGUUGUCCAUCCAGGCUUCAAUCUUACAAAUUUGCAAAAAGUCGAGCUUUUUUCAUACUGGGAGGCGUACUUGGGUACUCUUUUGCCCUCACAAGAAAACACAAUCUAUAUUCAGAAUUCUCGAUAAAUGUGUUGUUACUCUGCCUUUGUUAAAGACGUGUGUGUGUGUGUGUGGUUGUAACAUUAGAGUUAAACUUGAGAAGAAAGCAUUUUUGCUAAAAAGACACAAUUUACUUGUUGAGUUGGCAAAAGAACAUUUUGUGCUUUUUGAUUAACAAUUCUUCUUGCAUUCUCUCCACAUGCUAGUUUGUUUCUUGGAUUCCUUACAAAGAAUUGAUACUGAAAACAUAUGUUGGAGUCGGUUACUUGAUGUACGUUGUGAAUCGGAAAGCUUGUUUGAAAUUUAUGUCAGAGUUUUAAUUUUGGUUUUUGCAUUUAAUUUUUAUUUGAUUGUUGAUUUAGUGGAGCAAUAGUUUUGGGUUGAGCUCAUUGUCGUUAUUUUUGUAUUCGGUUCUUCUGAUGUACUAUUUAUUUCUUAUCGAUUAAGG
Striga asiatica is the source of this 1724-nucleotide messenger RNA. The record is from the annotation of a GenBank genome assembly. NCBI's taxonomy places the organism in Eukaryota, Viridiplantae, Streptophyta, Magnoliopsida, Lamiales, Orobanchaceae.